CCUCCCCUCGCUCCUGAAUAGCCGCUCCUUGUGGUCUUCGAUCCGGUCAGUGGCGAUCCGAUCCAUCUGGUACCCGUCUCCCCCAUCUCCUCUGCUUCCUCCGCCGGAUGGCACCGAAACCGGUGACGAGCCCCGUCCCCGUCCAGUGGUACCCGGCGCUCUCCGCGCUGUUGCUCGUCGGCGGCCUCUUCUUCACUGCCUUCUUCUUUAUCUAUGAAGCUACUUCAUCCACUAGGAACCGCAGCCUAGCAAAGGAGGUUGUGAUUGCUGCUGUGGCAUCCACUUUCUUGGGUUUCGGAUCUUUAUUCUUGCUCCUUGCUACUGGAGUCUACGUUUAAUUCUUGGUAACUUGGUCAUGCAUUGUUGAAUAUGAGCGGUGCUGAGACUUGGUUAAUAGACUUGUAAUGACAGUAGAGACGUGAUUUUAUAGUUUAGUAACCAAGUAGGCUCGCAAGAGAUUUUUGUUAUUGGUAGUAGGCUUUAGGUUCGUACUACUAAAGCAUGACUUUUUGGUAUUAUUUUUGUUGGUUUUCUUUUCUUAUUCUUGUUUGAUUUCUUUGGGAGAUGUUCAAACGUUACAAAGCAUAGGCGGACAAUAUUCAGAAG
Molecule: messenger RNA, 606 nt
Organism: Musa acuminata subsp. malaccensis (wild Malaysian banana)
Lineage: Eukaryota; Viridiplantae; Streptophyta; Magnoliopsida; Zingiberales; Musaceae
Source: RefSeq, a predicted model, not a curated record